UCUUGUCGGUUUCCCUUGAAUUGCUUUACCUUUGUGGUCUGAAUCUGGGUUUUGGGUUCAGGGUUUCUGUUAAAAUUUUCCAGAGGGUAUGUUUUGAAUUGGAAUUCGGCUUUGAAAAUUUCCUCAGUUCUUGGGUUUGGCAAACCAUAAACAUUUCUUCUGUCCCAAGAAAAAACAAAUAGUAGAAGAAUGAAGAAGAGGCUGUGGCCUUCAGUGCUGGUUGCUCUGUUGUCCGUAUGCGGACUCACCCUCGCAAAAGAGUGCACGAACUAUCCGACGCAGCUCUCGUCGCAUAGUUUCCGCUACGAUCUCUUGAAUUCGAACAACGAAACGCUGAAGAAGGAGAUGUUUUCUCAUUAUCAUUUGACUCCGACCGAUGAAACUGCUUGGACAAGUUUGCUCCCAAGAAAGAUGCUGAGAGGAGAAGAUGAUGACGAAUAUGGUUGGACUAUGAUGUAUAAGAACCUUAAGAACCGGGGAAGGUUCGGAGCCAACUUCUCGGGGAAUUUCCUCAAGGAAGUUUCUCUGCACGAUGUUAGGCUGGACCCAAACUCCGUCCACUGGAGCGCGCAACAGACGAAUCUCGAGUAUCUCUUGAUGUUUGACAUUGAUAAAUUAGCUUGGAGCUUUAGAAAGACUGCUCAUCUCAAUACUCCGGGAGACUCCUACACUGGUUGGGAACAACCGAAUAGCGAGCUCCGUGGCCAUUUCAUCGGCCACUAUUUGAGUGCAACAGCUUAUAUGUGGGCAAGCACUCACAAUGACACUCUCAAGGAGAAAAUGACAUCUCUCGUCUCCGCUCUCUCAGAAUGCCAACAGAAAAUGGGCACCGGGUAUCUCUCUGCUUUCCCUACCGAGUUUUUCGACAGGUUCGAGGCUGUACAGCCCGUCUGGGCUCCCUACUACACAAUUCACAAGAUUUUAGCUGGGCUGGUGGAUCAAUACAAGCUUGCCGGUAGCAGUCAAGCUCUGAAAAUGGCUACAUGGAUGGCGGAUUACUUCUAUGACCGAGUUCGUAACGUCAUAAAGAUGUACAGCGUUGAAAGACACUGGACGUCAUUGAAUGAGGAGACUGGUGGAAUGAACGAUGUUCUGUAUCAGUUAUUCAGAAUCACUGGAAACUCCAAAUACUCGUUGCUCGCACACCUCUUUGACAAACCUUGCUUUCUCGGGGUGCUUGCUGUCCAGGCUGAUGAUAUAUCCGGCUUCCACUCGAACACACAUAUUCCUAUCGUAAUUGGAUCGCAACUUCGCUAUGAAAUCACUGGUGAUCCGCUAUAUAAGGAAAUAUCGACGUUUUUUAUGGACAUUGUCAACUCUUCUCACAGCUACGCAACCGGAGGGACAUCAGUCUCCGAGUUCUGGAAGGAUCCGAAGCGACUGGCAGACACCCUGCAAACCGAAAACGAAGAGUCAUGUACGACUUAUAACAUGCUCAAGGUCUCUCGGAAUCUGUUCAGGUGGACAAAAGAGGUGGGCUAUGCAGACUAUUACGAGCGCGCUUUAACAAACGGGGUGCUCGGAAUUCAACGAGGAACAGAGCCGGGGAUCAUGAUCUACAUGCUUCCGUUGGGUCAUGGCGUUUCCAAGGCCGUGUCUGGCCGUGGUUGGGGAAAACCCUUCACAUCUUUUUGGUGUUGCUAUGGCACUGGGAUUGAAUCAUUCUCUAAAUUAGGAGAUUCCAUUUAUUUCGAAGAAGAGAGAGGAUCUCCCAGCCUUUUUGUCAUCCAAUACAUAUCAAGCUCGCUCGAAUGGAGAUCCGUCGGUGUUUCAGUUUCUCAGAAAGUUAAGCCAGUUGUUUCUUGGGACCCGUAUCUUCAUAUCACAUUCACAUUCUCUUCCAAGGAGGAGACAACCAUAAAAUCAACGCUGAAUCUAAGAAUUCCGGUAUGGACGGAUUCUGAUGGCAUCAAAGCAUCUUUAAAUGGGCAGUCUCUAGAAGUGCCAACUCCAGGAAAUUUCCUAUCGAUCACACGAAAAUGGAAAUCUGGCGAUCAAAUAAGCAUGGACUUACCAUUGAGUGUCAGAACCGAAGCUAUAAAAGAUGAUCGGCCCGAGUACUCGUCUCUUCAGGCCGUACUUUACGGGCCUUACUUGCUAGCCGGCCACACAACCAACGAGUGGAGCUACAACAGAACUCGAGGGAAAGCCGGAAAAUGGAUAACCCCGAUUCCGGAUUCCCAAAACAAGUACCUUGUCACCCUUACACAACAAUCUGGUCACUCCAGUUUUGUGUUGAUGAACAUCAACCAAACCAUCUCACUGCAAGAGCCGCCCGAGCCCGGGACACAAGAGGCGGUUCAAGCCACUUUCAGGCUCGUAAACUCUAAUCCCAUCUCGGGUCCAGAUGAGCUGAUCGGGAAGCAAGUCAUGCUUGAGCCAUUUGAUUUCCCGGGCAUGCUUCUGAUGCAAUCAAAUGACUCUAGCACCAUCGUGGUUCGAGACUCUGCUUCUUCAGACAAGGAAGCGUCCCGGUUCCGACUAGUCCCUGGCGUGGAUGGAAAGGAAGGGACUGUGUCAUUGGCACUAGAGGGAAAGAAGGGUUGCUUUCUUUACACGGAUUCAAACCCUAAAUCAGGCAAGAAACUGAAGAUUGAAUGCGAUUCUGAUGUAUCUGAUGAGAAGUUCAAUCGAACAGCCGCCAGUUUUUUGAUGAAGGAAGGGAUCACUCAGUUUCAUCCGAUGAGUUUUGUGAUGGCAGGGGAAGAGAGGAACUUUGUGUUGUCGCCAUUGUUCAAUUUUAGAGAUGAGUAUUACAAUGUGUACUUCAAUGUCCGAACUUGAAGAGAACACACACUAGGGCGGGCUUUUAGUGUUAAGAGCUAAAAACAAAGUAAAGGCUGGCUAUUUUUGGUCUUGCCACUCUACGGUUUUUAUCUUUUUUUUUCUUUUUUCUUUUUUU
This is a messenger RNA of Tarenaya hassleriana, 2902 nucleotides long. RefSeq lists its product as uncharacterized. NCBI's taxonomy places the organism in Eukaryota, Viridiplantae, Streptophyta, Magnoliopsida, Brassicales, Cleomaceae. Gene Ontology annotation, biological process: carbohydrate metabolic process. The record is from RefSeq and is a predicted model, not a curated record. The transcript has 13 exons. Bases 190 to 2784 code for a protein of 864 amino acids.